Molecule: messenger RNA, 2126 nt
Organism: Maniola jurtina (meadow brown)
Lineage: Eukaryota; Metazoa; Arthropoda; Insecta; Lepidoptera; Nymphalidae
Gene: AsnS
Product: asparagine synthetase [glutamine-hydrolyzing]
Exons: 2
Coding region: 355-2010 (551 amino acids)
Cellular component (GO): cytosol
Molecular function (GO): asparagine synthase (glutamine-hydrolyzing) activity
Source: RefSeq, a predicted model, not a curated record
UAAAGACUUCCUUAGCACACACUCGGAGACAGUCGGCGUAAAUCGUCAUGCAAGGUUUUCUGCACCGCUUCAAUCGAUACGCCUAAAUCAUCACAGAAUAUGAGAAUAGUGUUAUUACAAUUUAAUUCGUGAAUAGUGUCUCCGUAUCCUAAUAUUUAUAAACUAGUAAUGAAAUUAGUUAAGUGAUAUUUCCAUUAAAAUCGAAUUAGAUUCAGAAUACGCGGAAACAUAUACGACCACGAGACUCUGACAGCUCCCAGUCGGCGAAAUAUUUCUGCCACGAUAGGAACUAUAUUUUUAGAGAAGUUUUUAUGAAGUGCACAAAAUAUAAAUUGCAUUUAUAGAAAGGACAUCAUGUGCGGAAUUUGGGCAACGUUUGGAGUUGAAGGCGGCUUGACCGCGACGUGUCUCAAAUGUUUUACCGCGAUCAACCAUCGAGGACCAGACGCAUGGCGCAUUGAACAAGACGCGAGGGAGCCUCUCGCCAUACUGGGCUUCCAGAGGCUGGCCAUCGUGGACGGGCUACACGGCAUGCAACCCAUGCGGCUACAUCGCUAUCCUCGCAUCACUCUCAUCUGCAACGGCGAAAUCUACAACUUUAAUAGAUUACGCGAACAAUACCACUAUCCAUAUGAAACUAACUGCGAUGUAGAAGCCAUCAUUCACAACUAUGAGAAUUUUGGAAUCGCCGACGCUGUAAAACGACUCGAUGGAGUUUUUGCUUUUUGUCUAGUUGACGGCGAGAAGAGAAAAGUUUAUAUCGCAAGAGAUCCAUACGGUGUAAGACCUCUGUUUAAACUACAAGAUGACGAAAAAGGAAUCAUGGCAAUCUGUUCGGAAGCUAAAGGUCUUAUUGGAAUUAAACAGAAAGCGGGCGAAAAAUCUACUUUGGGACAGUUCCCACCUGGCCAUUUCGAGGAAUGGGACAUUUUAGAAGAUGGAAAAGUAAAACAUAAUCAUACGGAGCAAUAUUUCAAACCAGGGAUGCCGCCGCGAUUCAUCCCAUUUGUGUCAGAAAAUGAACUUUCCAAAUUCAAUGUGUACGAGAAAACUGCCCAUCUAUUGGAGGCAGCUUGCAAAAAGAGACUAAUGUCGGAUAGACGUAUUGGCUGCCUUCUUAGUGGAGGACUAGACUCUUCACUUAUUACCGCUUUAGUUGUGAAGCUAGCUAAGGUACAUAAAUUGCCAUAUAAAAUACAAACGUUUGCAAUCGGAAUGGGAGAUUCGCCUGAUCUGAUUGCCGCUCGCACGGUCGCCGACUACCUCGGGACAGAACACCAUGAAGUCAAAUUUGACGAAAAUGAUGUUAGAGAAGCGUUAGACAACGUAAUUUAUCAUUUAGAAUCGUUUGACAUUACAACAAUACGUGCGAGUUUGCCGAUGUAUCUUCUCUCGAAAUAUAUAAAGGAGAACACCGAUACCACUGUUGUGUUCAGUGGGGAGGGUGCCGAUGAGUUAGCGCAAGGCUAUAUUUAUUUCCGAGAUGCUCCAAACGAAACAGCUGCACACGAGGAAAGCAUAAGAUUGCUUUCAGAUAUUUACUUGUACGAUGGAUUAAGAGCAGAUCGAACGACUAGUGCGUUUAGUUUAGAACUUAGAGUACCAUUUUUAGACAUUCAAUUUACAAGCCACUAUCUAAGUAUAGAACCUACCUUCCGCCAACCUCAGAACGGAGUCGAAAAGCAUUUGCUGCGGAAAAGUUUCGCCAAAAGUGGUCUAUUGCCAGAUUCGAUUUUAUACAGACAUAAAGAGGCAUUCAGCGAUGGUGUAGCUUCAGUAAAAAAAUCAUUAUUUACAAUAAUAGAAGAAGUGAUUAAAGAAAGGUUGCCUGAAAACAACUUACGUUUCCCUGGACUGCAACCGAGUACUGCCGAGUCUAAAUAUUACCGGUACGUGUUUGAGAAAUCCUUCCCUGGCCAGUAUAACUUCACUCCAUACUACUGGAUGCCAAAAUGGGUGCAAGUCUCCGACCCCUCAGCCAGAUUUAUCAAACAUUACGCUGCUUCAUAAAUUUAUUUUAAUAACAAAAUUGUGUGUAUUUUCUCCGAUGAUAAUUUAGUAUUUAUUUGUAAAAUUGUCUUUAAAUAACACGUUAAAAUAAGACGAAAAUAAAAAUAUUUUAUAUU